AGCCAAGUCAGGGCUGGGAGGAGCACACAGGGAGUGGAGGAGAGAACAUUACUAUCAGUCCUCACCAAACACUGGGACUGCCAACUACAGAUCACUGGACUGAGCACAGCACUGCUCCCAUUCUCAUACAUCGCUACAGAUCACAGCCUGACACUGGCAGCAAACUAUGGGACUGACAGCUCCCACACACCUACCUUGGAUCAUCUACAUCAUUACAGAUCUGCUGCUCUAAAGCACUGUGUAUAGUAUUACCACUACUUUGGAUUUCUACAGAUAUCUAGCCUGGAAUACUGGGCUUUCCUGUCUUCAUUGCCUCCUACCUCCUAGGAAGACCCCCUGGGACUAAAAUCACCUACCAAUUCUUUGGGGAUAAAUGAUGAUCUGCUUGGUGUAACCUGCAAACUAUAGAAAAAUUACCAGGUACUCUCUCCAUCAUGCUCCAAGUGGGGAUCAUCCUGCUCCUUUCACAUGCUGUUGACUUCCUAUCUGCAAACUCUGUGGAACCAAUUGAUUGCAUCUUGGCUGAAGAGAAGUGUUUAAAAGAUUCUCCCUGCAAAGCCAGCUACUAUGAUUACAAGAACUGUUCCGGAACAGAUGUGAUGGACCAAGUCAAUUCUGUAAAGUGUAAAGAAGCAGCUGACAUUCUUUCCCAGAAUUCUGUAAUGCAAUGCAAGUGUCAACGAUUGAAGAGGGAAGAGCAUUGCUUGAAUAUUUACUGGGCUCUUCACCCAGAUUAUGUUCCCGGUUACAUGGAUUCAAAUGACUCUCCAUAUGUAGAUGAGCAAGUAGACAAAAAGGGGGCAAAUGAACACGCCCGCCUGGCCGCUGAGUCUGACAAAUACAGUGAGACAAAUGAUUGUUUAAAAGAAGCAAAUAUUUGCAGUUCCAAUCAAAGAUGCUCCAGAUACAGGAGUGAUUAUGUGAUAAACUGUGCUAGCAUGGAUCCCAAUGGCUCGUGUGACCAACAAAAAUGUCACCAUUAUCUCCGAGAAUUCUUUAAAAAAGUGCCAAUGGAAUUUACAAAGAGGAUUUUAUUUUGCCAGUGCAACCAGGAUAGUAACUGUGCAGAACGCAGGCGAAAAAACAUUGUACCUAAAUGUUCUUUCGAGGAAAAAGUCAAGAAAAACUGCCUGGAGCUCCGCGACACCUGUCUGAGAAAUAAUUUAUGCAAAUCACGUUUUCUUGACUACCAAAAGCACUGUCAGCUCCUUAACAAAAAGAAGGAUAGAUGCCCUCAAGAAAAUCACAGUCAAUGUAUACAGUCUUACAUCAGGAUGAUAGGUACUGUAAUGACCCCAAACUUUAUUACUAACUCGACUAUGGAGACAUCCCUGUGGUGCACUUGUGAAGGAAGCGGAGAUCAAGAGGUUGACUGCAAGAACAUUCUCACAAUGUUUACAUCUAACAAGUGUCUUAAAAGCGCAAUUAAGAUGGAGAUUAACAACAGCAACGCAAUAGAUAUGGAUUCUGAGCUGGCAAAUCCUUUCACAGAUAAGGUUUCCGGUCUGCCAGUUUUCCCGUCAAUAAAGGGGCAGGUGGAAGAAGGACGCACCAUGCAAGUCCUUCCUGUCAAGACAAAACAGGCAUCAAGUACAGCACCUGGAGGUUCAUCUCUGAAUACAGCUUUGACACUGAGUACAACAUUGUUUAUCGUUUUGAAAGUUAUGCUAUCUAUAUGAGCUUAGAGACACUGCAUCUAAGAUGAAUGCUACAGAACAAUCAUUAUGGACAUGUUGGUUUUGGCUCUCCUACUGGGCUAGAAAGAAACACCUGGAAAAUUCAUCAGUAUACGAGCUGUGUUUUUCAACCUUGUACUAAAUGACUGCAGACGAAGACAUGGAGAUCAACUGGCUUGUGUCAACAACUAACGGCCACCCACGUCAAAGACUUGUGAAAAGCAAGACAUUUAGAGAAGGUGUGGAGUGGCCAUAUAUUAUUUGUGUUCUACUGUAGCCAGUACACUGCUGGGACCUGGCAGGCAGCUUGUUCUACAUUUACACUGACUGGUAAUUCUACUGGAAGGAAGGCGAUGCAACAGGAACAUUUAUGGACACUGUGUUGAUCUAAAAAAGAGCUAAAUCCUGUUCCGCUUUUGUAAUUUCAGGCUGUACGUCUUAAUAUUAAUAAUAAUAGUCAUAUAACCUGUAGACUUCUAUCAAUUGUAAAAACUGAGACAGUGACAUCCGUGUAAUUUUCCUACACCACACUAGAAGGCUAAAUAUGAUGUGAAUUUUAAGGCUGGGUUCACAUCUCUGCGAUGCACUAGUACACAUGUGUUGCCGUAUGCUUUUACGCCUGUUACCGUGCAUUGCGUCAGGGCAGCUUAUUCAUCUGAAUGGGUUGCCUACCACAUCUACAUCGCACCAAGGAAGUGCAUGACUCUUUUUUUUUUAAAUUGCUCCACGCCAAAACAAAUGAUACUUUAUGACCAUAAAUUUCGUCACGCACUUUAGCGAAGGUGCAUUACGAUUCCAUUAAAAUGCUUGUGAUUUUGAGCACGUUCCUGCAUCGCACAAGUGUGAACAGAGUCGUAAUAUGUCCAAGACAGUGUUAGUUAUCUUUUGACAAAUUGCAGUAAUAAUUAUUUUUUGCUCUAAAACCUCUGGAAAGGAACUAUAAGUGGCUACAGACCUCGGGUGACAGCUGGCUGUGCAUGUAUGAUCUGGCUGCUAAACAAUAUUUCUUCUAUAGAUAGUUUUUUUUUUUUUUAAACAUUCAGAAAAGUUGUAGGUGCGAAGGAAAGAGAUAUCACUUGUGUGCCGCUUAUCUCAGGCAAUAGCAAUCAGAUGUACAACUCUUACCUAGCUGAUAACUUUAUACCCUGAGAAUUUUGGCCCAGGUAUGUUUGCUGGGGUGAAUGAUGGCAUACAGACAAAAGACCGUUAUCACAUACCUGCAGCAUCUUCUAAUACCCUAAAUUUGCUGUUAAAUGCUAGGCUGUUCUCACAAGCAAAGCUGUAAAUUGUUCCUAUCAUCCCUUCACUAUGAUGGGUUGCCUUACAGGCAAGUGGAAAUGUACUGCAGACAAAAAGGGACUUGCUUCUGGAAAUGCAACAAAUUUACCUGGUAAGUGGCCCAGCUUUCAGACAUGAAUGAAGGGUAUUAGAGGCUUUUUCAGGUUUCUGCAGUACGACUACAGGCGGUCCCCCAGUUACAAACAUCCGACUUACAAACGACUCCUGCUUAGAAAUGGAAGGAGACAACAGGAAGUGAGAGGAAAUCUAU
Rana temporaria (common frog) is the source of this 3225-nucleotide messenger RNA. RefSeq names its product GDNF family receptor alpha 3 (gene GFRA3). Bases 435 to 1679 code for a protein of 414 amino acids. Gene Ontology annotation, molecular function: signaling receptor activity. The record is from RefSeq and is a predicted model, not a curated record. Lineage: Eukaryota; Metazoa; Chordata; Amphibia; Anura; Ranidae. The transcript has 8 exons. Gene Ontology annotation, biological process: nervous system development. Gene Ontology annotation, cellular component: external side of plasma membrane; signaling receptor complex.